UCAUGGGGUCUCCCUGCCCAUUGGGUGCUGUUUGUACACCCCACCCUGAAUUUUAUUCACAUGGAGCCCAGUCCAGGUCUCUGGAGGGGUGGCUCACCUGUGUCCCUGGGCUUUUGAAGUCGUCAUCUCAAAGGGAACUGAGGAGCCCAUUUUUCUGUCCUGCCGCUGUCCCCUUUCUCCCCUUCUGUUCCCUCCUCUGUCCCUAUCUCCCCGUGUCUCCCUAUCCCCCUCCCCCCUCCCGUUUCUUCACCGCGUCUCCUCUCCAGCCUGCUUGGGCUGCGGCCCAGCUGCCCUGCCUGGCCAUCCUCCCUGGCUCCCCCUCUGCGGCUCUGGGCUGGCCCCACCCCCUGCCCCCCCUCAGCCAGGCCUCUGAUCCGCCUGUGGACACAGGUCGGGCGCCCAGCACAAGGCCCCUGGGGCCCAGGACAUACUGCUGCCCCUCAGCACCCACGGGGGCCUCCCUGUGGCCCUAGCAGAGGAUCCCCCAGCGGAGGGCAUGGGGGUGGGCUGCCCCACCAGGUACGUGCCUCCAUGCAGAGGUCCUGGGCUGAGACCAUCCCACCUCCCCCCACACCCUCCUUGCUAGGGCCCCUCCACCCCACAUUCCCUGUCUUUGCUGUCCCCCAGGAAGGUCCUGCUUCCCCUUCAGUGACCGAUUCCAGCCCCAGAGCAACCUCUCCCCCACCCCACCCCCGUCAGGCGCCUCCAUCUCUGACCCCAUCUCCAUCUGCCUUCUGCCCCUUCAUCCCUGUCAUCGUGAGCCUCUCUCACCCUGUCUCUGUCCCCAGCUCUGGCUCCCUGUCUUCCCAUUUCCUGAUGCAUCAUCUCCCCAUCCCAGCUGCUACUAGUCUGCCUGUCUCUCCUGUCCCCUCCCACUGUGUCUCUGACCACCCCCUUGUCUCUGUCCUGCUCCCUCUGGGCAUCUGUCCUCUCUCUGCUUCCCUGCCUGUGGGAUCUGUCGUCCCUCUGCCUCCCUCAGCGCCCUUCCUGUCCACUCCAAGCCUCUGUCUUUGUUCAGACUGUGUCCCGACGCCCCCCUGCUCUCCUGCCCUGUCAAUCUCUGCCCCUCAACCUGCUGUUCAGGCCCUGUUGUUGGGGGUGGGGGUGGAUAGCCAGGGUCUCCAGAAGAGUGUGAAAGUGCUUUUUGAGGGGGAAGGGAGGCGGGGGCCCGGGGGUGGAGCUUCUUGGCCUCAGAUUAGACAGUGACUUUGACACCAAGUUGACACACCUUAAGCCCCGUGUCUCCUUUAUAUGGAAACAUUAAGCUGCUCUGGCAGGUCAGGGGGAGGAUGGGGGAGGGCUUCAGGCUCUGGAUCCUUUUCCCUCCUGUCCUGCCUUCCUGCAGGGGGGGUGAAGGAGGGUGCUUGAACCCGUGUCCCACCCACCCUCUGUGAGCUGGGCCCCAUUGGACACAGACAGGGCCCUCUGGAGGUGAAAGCCCCCAUCUAAUUUGUGAAAUGGACAAGGUCACUUCCGCCUCACAGGGCCUAGGUGGGGACUGACGCAGAGCCCUGCGUUGGAAAGGCUCAGGACCCGACCUGGCACCCUACCCUCAGCACUGUGUGGGUCUGGCCAGGUGUCCGAGCCUAUUCCCCACCCUGUGAAGUGGGGCAGUGAUCUUCCCAGCGUCCUGGACAGUCGAAGUGAGGUGAGCAGUGGGGUGUUGUGGAGUCUGUGGGUGGGCUUUGGGCAUCCCCUGAGCUCAGGCAAAGCCCAGGACAUGGUAGGUGCUCAGGAAAUGAAUCCCCCCCCCCCCGAGGUCUGUGGUUUGUCACUUGGGCUUUGGCACCUGAGGACCCUGGGGGGAGUUCAGGGCUUCUACUGUUCAGCUGAGGAGACUGAGACAAAGUUUACUGUGGAAAACAAAGCCCCUUGCAUCUAAGGGUUGUGAUUAGACAUGAGUGAGCAGGUGUGGGAGGACCCAGCCUGGGGCCCACCUCCCCUACCCUGUUGGCCCCUGGUGGGACCAGCACAUAGUGGAGACUUACUGACAGAGGGGGCUACACAUGCAGGGGUCAGGGCCUGGAUUCAAAGCUGUCCCCUUCAGUAUGUAGCCUCAGUUAACCCCUUUUUGGAAGAAUGAGUUCCCAACUCCCAGGAUUGUUGAGGGUAAGAAAAGAGUCAAGAUUGGGGUAUAUCGCAGAUGCUCAACACAGGCCCAGUCCACUCUGACCUAAACCACAACUUUUGUGUCCUCAGAAUGCAGCAUGUCCAGGUGGUUAUAGGCAGCAGGUGCAGAGCUCAGUGACCAGGGUGGGGGACAAGGGAGGUGUGCUGGACCCACUGAUGUUGAAACUGGUAUCAGUCAACAGCCCUCUCCGUUUGAGCACCUCUGGCCUUGUCCAGAAGCCUGUGAGGAUCCCAGAGCCUGGUGCAGGGUGCACACAGUACAUUAGGUGCUUGGUAAAUACCGAUGGACGUGAUAGCCGAAUAUCUAACCCCUAGUCCAGAUGGGCCCUCGAAGUCUCUCCUCCACAGCUGCUGGAUGUGGGGUGAUGAGGUCCCCAUCCAUGCCCCACUCUCCCUCAUCUCUCUCCCAUCCUGUUGAGUCGCUGAGAUUCCACUUCCCAGAUGAGGGAGCUGAGGUGACUUGCCACCACUCCUAAAGUCAGUAAGUGACAGGGCUCAGAUUCACCCUAGAACUGCCCAAUUCAAAAUCCCAGGAUCUUUCCACAAAUGAGGCUCCAGAAAAUGAAGCCAGUGGUUCCAGAACACAUAGUUGGCCAGCAACUAAGACAGGACUGAGUCCUUGAUCUAGAUGACUGGAAGACACUUCCUAACCUCAAAUCCCCCCUUUUACCGUUGAAGAAACUGGUUAGAUUUGCCGAAGAUCUGAGGGUCAGGGCUGAGCUUGGGCCUUUUUUUAAACAGCUUCAUUGAAAUAUGUUAGGAAAGGGGCACCUGGCUGGCUCAGUCGUGGAGCAUGGCACUCUAUCUCUCCAGCUCAUGCAUUCGAACCCCAUGUUGGGUGUAAAGAUUACUUAAAAUUUGAAAAAAAAAAAAAAAACUACAUAAUUCAGAUAAAAUAAAGCUGACACAUUAAAGUGUAUAAUUCACUGUGUUUUUUAGUAUUUUCAUGGAGUUGUGCCACCAUCACCACAGUCAAUUUUAGAAUAUUUGCAUCACCCCAGCAGGAAAACCCAUGUCCUCUGGCUAUCACUCCCCACAUCCUGCAUCUCCCCAGCCCUGGGUACCACUAGUCUCCUUUCUCAAUGUGCAGAUUUCAAUAUAAAUGAAAGUAGGCAAUAUGUGGUCUUUUUUUUUUUUUUAAGAUUUAUUUGAGGGAGAUGGAGGAGCAGAGGAAAAGAAAGUCUUACGCAGAAACUGUGCUCAGCAUAGAGCCUGACUUGGGGCUCCAUCUCACGACCCUGAGAUCAAACCUCAGCCAAAACCAAGAGUCAGAUGCUUAAUCAACUGAGCCACCCAGUGGCUCAAUAUGCCCCAAUAUGUGGUCUUCUGCAUCUGGCUUCACUUACCAUGAUGUUUUCAGGGUUUGUCCAGGUUGUAACAUGUUAGUGCUUCAUUUUUUUUAUUACUAAGUAGUACUUCAUCAUGUGGAUAUACCACAUUUAUUUAUCAGUUGAUGGCUAUUUGGGUUGUUUCCAUCUUUUGGCAAUCUCGACCAAUACUAUUAGGAGCAUUUGUGUACAAGUGUUUGGACAUUUGUUUUAUCCUGAGUAGAUACCUAGACUUGGAAUUGCUGGGUCAUAGGGUAAUUAUGUUUAACCAUUUAAGAAACUGCCAGAUGGUUUUGCAAAACAGCUGCACCACUUUAUAUGCCGCCAGAAGCAUUCAAGGGGGCCAACUUCUCCACAUCCUUGCCAACACUUGUUGUCUUCCCAAGUGGGUGGAAAAUAGUGUCUCGUAGUUUUUAUUUGCAUUUCCCUGAUGGCUAAUGACGUUGAACAUUUUUUUAUGUGUCUCUCAUUGUAUAUUUUUCUUAGAGAAAUGUCUCUUCAGAUUCUUUGCCUGUUUUUUUUUUUAAAGAUUUAUUUGAAACAGCACAGAGGGGAGAGGCAGAGAGUGUUAAGCAGACUCCACGCUGAGUGCAGAGCCUGAUGUAGGGCUUGAUCUCAAGACCCUUGAGACCACAACCUAAGCCAAAACCAAGAGUUGUACAGAGUUGGAUGCUUAACUGGCUGAGCCACCCAGGAGCCUCUCCUUUCCCUAUUUUUAAAUUGUGGUGUCUUUUUGUUAUUACCUUAUUGAGGUCUUUAGAUAUUAUAAACUUCUUACAUAUAUGAUUUGCAUCUAUUUUCUUCCAUUGGUGGGUUGUCUUUUCACUUUCCUGACAGUGUCCUUUGAAGCACAGUUUUUUUUUUGUUUUUUUUUUUACUUUUUAAAGACUUUAUUUUUAAGCAAUCAAUCACUACACCCAACGUGGGGCUGAGACUCAAAUCCCUGAGAUCAAGAGUCCCAUGCUCCACUGACUGAGCCAGUGGGGGGCAUCCCUCAAAAGUUUUUAAUUUUAAUGAAUUUCAGUACAUCCACCAUUUUUCCUUGCGUUGCUUGUGCUUUGUGAGCCUGCUUUGAGCCAUGGAUGGCCUAGAGCCCCAAUUCAUCUCUCCAUAGGGAUUCCGUGCUGACAAAGGGUUACCACUUUGCCGAUUCUGGCUUGUUGACGCCCAAAUCUUAGUUUACUCAGCACCGACCUUGAGCAAGUUAGAAGUUUUGUGCCUCUGUUUUCUCAUCUAUAAAAUGGAGAUAAUAACCUCUACAUUGGUGUUAGGUUCAAAUAUGUUCACAUUCAUGUAAAGUGCUCACAGCAGGGUCUGCCGCUGUAGAGACGUCUGCUCUAACUACCGUGGCCCUUGCCAUAAGGUCAUGGCUAUGACUCUGUCGCUGUUGUUGCUACACCAGCAUCUCCUAUGAUAUCACCAUCCUCGAUGCUGUACUCUUCCGACUUUUAGGGUGGGUAAUAUGCCACCCGCUUGCCAGGUGAGGCCACCAUGGCCCAGCGUGCAUGCCCGGCCGAGGAGCCCACCGUCUCUGGCAUCCCUGACAUUGCCACCCGUUUCUCGUCUCCGCAGGUUUGGGGCGCCCGCCCCCCACUAGGCCAAGUGGAGGGGGUGCCCCCGCCCAAUGGGCCUGGCCAGGGCCCUGCGCCGCCUUAGCGGCGCCCUGGAGCCAGGGGAGGGCCGCGCCGGCGACGAGGAGGAGGCCGGGCCGGGGCUGUGCCGCAACGGGUGGGCGCCGUCGCAGGCCGGGCGGCGCCGCGGGCGCUUCGUCAAGAAGGACGGGCACUGCAACGUGCGCUUCGUGAACCUGGGCGGCCAGGGCGCGCGCUACCUGAGCGACCUGUUCACCACGUGCGUGGACGUGCGCUGGCGCUGGAUGUGCCUGCUCUUCUCCUGCUCCUUCCUCGCCUCCUGGCUGCUCUUCGGCCUGGCCUUCUGGCUCAUCGCCUCGCUGCACGGCGACCUGGCCGCCCCGCCGCCGCCCGCGCCCUGCUUUUCCCACGUGGCCAGCUUCCUGGCCGCCUUCCUCUUCGCGCUCGAGACGCAGACGUCCAUCGGCUACGGCGUGCGCAGCGUCACCGAGGAGUGCCCGGCCGCCGUGGCCGCCGUGGUGCUGCAGUGCAUCGCCGGCUGCGUGCUCGACGCCUUCGUCGUGGGCGCCGUCAUGGCCAAGAUGGCCAAACCCAAGAAGCGCAACGAGACGCUUGUGUUCAGCGAGAACGCCGUCGUGGCGCUGCGCGACCGCCGCCUCUGCCUCAUGUGGCGCGUCGGCAACCUCCGCCGCAGCCACCUGGUCGAGGCCCACGUGCGGGCCCAGCUGCUGCAGCCUCGUGUCACCCCAGAGGGUGAGUAUAUACCACUGGAUCACCAGGAUGUGGACGUGGGCUUUGAUGGUGGCACUGAUCGAAUCUUCCUUGUGUCUCCCAUCACCAUCGUGCAUGAGAUCGACUCUGCCAGUCCUCUGUAUGAACUAGGACGUGCCGAGCUGGCCCGGGCUGACUUUGAGCUGGUGGUCAUUCUUGAGGGCAUGGUUGAGGCCACGGCCAUGACCACACAGUGUCGCUCCUCCUACCUCCCUGGGGAGCUGCUCUGGGGCCAUCGUUUUGAGCCAGUCCUCUUCCAGCGUGGCUCCCAGUACGAGGUUGACUAUCGCCACUUCCACCGCACUUACGAGGUCCCAGGGACACCAGUCUGCAGCGCCAAGGAGUUGGAUGAACAGGCAGAGCGGGCUUCCCACAGCCCCAAGUCUAGUUUCCCCGGCUCUCUGGCUGCAUUUUGUUAUGAGAACGAACUUGCACUGAGCUGCUGCCAGGAAGAAGAUGAGGAAGAGGAGGCCAAGGAGGGGGAGGGAGUGGAGGCAGAAGAUGGGAUUGCCAGCCCCCAAGUACUCACACCAACCCUGGCACUGACCCUGCCCCCAUGAUGCCAGCUGGUGUCUCCCUCUUUGUACCCCCUUCCCAGAGAUAGAGAGAUGGAGAGUUAGGGCCCUCUCCUGGGAUGGGGGCAGGUGUUACCCAAGACCAACAGGCCUGCUGGGUAAACUCUUAGCUGGUGAAAUUCUGCCAUGGAUAGGGGACCCACCACAGACAUGCUGGAUCUUAAUUCCUCUGUGUUCCAUGCUCCCUCUCGAGACCCCUUUAUCAGCCUGAUGCCUGAGUCUCCCCAGAGCUGGGGAAUCCAGGAUUCUGGACCACCCAAGAGACAAGGACUGGUGGUUCUAGAUUCCUCUGUGUGGCUGGGUUGGGUUGUUGAGCAGGGUCAGGAAUCGGUGGUACAUUUCCUCCAGGGGCAGCAACAGACAUUACGUUUGUAGGUCUGGAUUGACCUAAGAUUCAAGGGACUGUUGCUUCUAGACUCAGCUAACCAAGUAGCAAAUUAUUUUUUUUUUCUAGACCACGUAAGGAGGGAGAGUUAUGGAAUGCCCCAGGAAUUCAAGAUCGUCUUUAUUAACCAAUGACAAAGAUUGUUGACUGCAGGUCAAGAAAAGACCUUAUGGUUCCAGAAGGCCCAAGAGUUAAGAUUCUGUGAAUCUAGAUUGACCACAGCGAUAAGCACUCAUGGUUCUAGAACAGGUUUGAGCUAGAAUGUCGACCUACAAAGGAAAGUAAACAAUAAUUUUUCUAGAAUGCACAAAAAAGAGUGUCUGUGGUUCUGGAAGGGCUACAGUGACAGCUUGGGAGUUCUUGAUAUUAGAUAACUCCUGACCACCGGCUGUAGAAAGAACAUCAAACCAAAGAGAUCGUCAAUGCUUCUUUAUAAUCCACGGGUUUGUUUUUUUUUUUUUUUAAGUGCCAUUCUAGAAUGUCCAAAGGAAUCAGGAUUCUGUGGCUCUAGAUUGAUCACAGAGUCAAGGAAGGAGUGGCAAUGCUAGAUGUUUGAGAUUUACUGGUUCCAGUUUGCCCAGUGGAGCUGAGAACCUCGAUGAUUCUUUGUGGUUCUGUAAUGCCAAAAGGAAUCGAGGCUCCAGGGAUCCAGAGUUGUCUAUUAUUAAAACCUGGAAAGUUGAAUCAGCUCCUAGGACUCGGUAGUUCUGGGAGGUGGACUCAGGACUUGAUUGGCAGCAUUUCUGGGCUGAUCUAGAAAGGGAGGGCCCAUGCAAGACCCUGUGGAUACAGGGCUGGUUGUCAGGCAAGAGAGGGAGAGGCCAAAGGUUGAUGAGUCUACAGUGCUCUGGAAACCUAUACCUAGUGAUG
This is a messenger RNA of Nyctereutes procyonoides (raccoon dog), 7651 nucleotides long. RefSeq names its product potassium inwardly rectifying channel subfamily J member 14 (gene KCNJ14). Gene Ontology annotation, cellular component: plasma membrane. Gene Ontology annotation, molecular function: inward rectifier potassium channel activity. The record is from RefSeq and is a predicted model, not a curated record. NCBI's taxonomy places the organism in Eukaryota, Metazoa, Chordata, Mammalia, Carnivora, Canidae. The transcript has 2 exons. Gene Ontology annotation, biological process: regulation of monoatomic ion transmembrane transport; potassium ion import across plasma membrane. The coding region runs from base 5083 to 6381 and encodes 432 amino acids.